CGUCAGCACGAGUGGGGGUGUCGAGCCAGUCAGGGGCAGGUAAACAAACCUGUCCGCGACUGGGACGGCGAGCCAAACAAAGCGAAUUACCCGUAUGACAGUGGUGGUUUUUUUUUUUUUACAUCAGUGGCGAUGGCGGAGACGUACGAAAGGCUUAUUAUACGUCUGUUGUGCCGCGGCUUCAAUGGAAUCAAAGACAAUGUGUUGCCUGGGAGAAGCGACUAAGAAAGACGGAAGCGACGCGAUGUCCACAAGCGGCUGUCGACAGUGACGCAGGAUGCACUGCAGCACUUUUGGCAAAAUGGAUGUUUACCUCCUCGUUCUCAGAGUGGAACCUACGAUUCUCCGUUUCAGACCGAGCGUGAGUUAGAUCUAGUCUUCAAAUGACCGCCACCGAACUGCAACAUGGGGCCCAUCAUACAGGAGCGCGCCGCAUCCACGACGCUGCAGGAACACGUCGUUUGCAAGGAGAAGGUCCGAGUGAAAAACACUGAACAUAGCGGACCAAACACCAGUUUGAAGAAAGGCAAGCAGAUGAAGAAAGCAGCGGGCCAAGGGAAGAGUGGCCAGCCAGGACUGAGUCAGGAUCGAAACAACGUCGGAGCAGUGCAGAAGGGUUCACAGCAGAGGAGUUCCAGGUUGAAAGCUGGCACGUCUCGGAAUACAAGCAAAUUCUCCAGCCCAGCAGAGGAGCGAAAUGUGCUCCGACACGAAGAGAGGAGGACGUCCCACUGCAGCACUCCGCUACAGCAGAAUCAUCACCGAGGGAUGGGUAAAAAUCGCCACGAUCUCUCUCUCCCGCUGUCUCCUAUAUCAGGACUACGACACACGCCGGAGCACCCGUUGACGCAUUCCCCCACCCCUAUCCUCGAGGCCCUUCACGACCCCUACAAGGUUGACGACAGCGACAGUGCCAGUGACCUGUCCGACUCGGAGAGGCUGCCCGUGCUGCCGUCGCCGUGCACUCCGUGCACACCGCCUCAUUUGAACCUCAGAGCGGAAGUCAUCAGCUGUAACGAAUUUCCACCGGACAUCCCAGGACCACAUGGGGAUGGCGGCGGUGGCGGUGAAGACAAGAACGAGAGUGAGACAUCUGCCCACUCUUACCCAGACUUUCUGCCUCCACCCUUCAACACCUGGAGCCUUCGACAGCUUGCGGUGUUUCUUCACACAGAGGGUCGUGGUGCUCCCAGGCCCAAGCCCGUGGGGCCUUUGGAGAGGUUCCUGGAGAGACUACUGCAGCUGGAGUGGCUCCAGAUCCAAACAGUGCAGACAGAAAUCAGCCGUCCGCCUGGGAGACCACAGGUCACGGCAGGUCACUCACCCAGACCUCACACAGCUCCAUCAUCACGACUGAAUUCCCCAAAAGGGCCGCGACAGAGCCAGCGAGCCUUCCCGUGCGUCAUCAAUCCACCAUCGCCUGCCUCUGCUGCCACCCAACACCAGCUCCCCCGCCUCCCGGUGUGCCCACACUGUCACCUUCGCUAUCCGCUGUGUAACGGGAGUUGUUCAGCUUACGCCUACCAGCGCCACUCACGUCUCAGCCCACUGCUAGAGCGUACAACCCGACCGGGUGCGCCCAUGAAGAGAAGUUGCAGUGAGACGCAAGAAGCUACCAAAGAAGGUAGGGGCCAAGGAGCACAAGGCGGAGGCGGGGCGCAGUUUCCUUUGAGCCCCUCGGUUGGAAGACGCCAUCUCAGGCACAUGCAGGCAGUAGGCAACGCCAGAAGGCAAGCGCAGGAAUCUGCAACUACCCCAAAUGGUAAAAGUCAUAUGAAGAAGAGCCGAGUCAGAGCUAACUCUGUGACCGAUGUUAAAAAGGACCCGAAUGAGGUCAAAGCAGUCGGAGCAGACAAACGGGUCCUUGGGUCUGGUAAGAAAGACGCCAAGAAAUCAGAUAGGGAGGCAGGAGAUCAGCCGUCAAAGUCCACCGUGAAAAAAUCUGCUAAAGAACCACAGUCUAUCUCCAAGGUUCCACCCAAUGUCGGCAAAACAAAAAACAUCCAAUCUGCUGCUAAGUAACGCUUCUAGGCCUGUAGUGCUUUACUCCCGUGGUCACUUGGCAUGCUAGCUUCAACCUAAGCUCGCUUUCUGUGAAAUUCUAACAUGUUAUAAUGUUAUGUCGCAGUCAUGUAACAAUAUAACCAUCAGGACCUUUAAAGCACAUGACUUGAAACAGUAAUUUAAGAUCACAAUGUUUCACUGUAGGCUAAAUGGAGGUUAUUAUGCAUUGCCUCCAAAAUCUGAAUACUCAGCUUCAUGCAACUGGACCCAAACUGCACAGCGUAGCCCUUUCUUGUUAUGCUAAUCAUGCAACUGGACCCAAACUGCACAGCGUGGACCUUUCUUGUUAUGCUAAUAAUGUUGAAAAUCAAAUGGGCAUCUAGUGGCCAGCUUUCAGCAUAAGUUCCAUCGUGAAGGUUACCAACAACUGAUAUAUUUCCAUCACUAAAUAUGAUAAUAGACAUCCAUUACCAGUGGGGAUCUUAAUGUAGAAAUGUUUUUGUUUUCAUUUAUUUAUUUUUCUAUUUAUUAUUUUUUAUUGCUUCAGUUUGCUUUUUGGUGCCUCAUUUUUUAGACGUGUUAUUUGUCUGAGAAGCGAGUAUAUGAAGAAAUGGCAGCAUGCAGCAGGAAAGAAUGAAAUAGUUUUACAUUUUUGUUGAAAAGGGCUUUUUGUGUAUUAUCCCGCUUGGAUUGUUGUCUUUGAAAAUAUGAAAUAUAUUUUGCUGAGCUCUGUCGGAUUUAAAGACGGUGUAAUGUUUGCUAUGAAUGUAAAUGCAUAUUUUUCCAAAUUUUAUACACCAUAGUUCUAUUUAUGUAUGUGUUUGUUGUGGUUGACCUGUAUUUAUUAUUGUCAUCAUUAUGUUUACAUUUUCAUAAAACACACAAAAAAAAACGUAUGUCUACUGUGCUGAAUAGUUGUGAAUCCAAAAUACUGUAGUAAUGGAUGUAGCAGUAUUUUGCACAGUGUUUUGAGAUAAGAGCUGUCGGUCGGCUAAUUGUUGCGCUUUGAGUUGUAAGCAAAAAUUUGAGUUACAAGCAUCCCUGCCAUUAAUUGGCGUAACAAAUGUCAGAGUGAACCCCGUAAGAUCCGCCAAAAACAUCUGGUCCUACUUGGGAGCAUUAGCUUAGAGCUACAGAUCGACAUCAUUUUGUUUUUCAAACUUGGGACGAAAGAAACUUUUGUGUUCAGGACAGUGCUAAGAAGAAUCAGAUCAUAGUCAUUGACUUAAAAAAAAGGAAAGCAUUGAAAACGCAUUGCUAACUUGGUGACACAAUUUGAGCGUAUCACCAUACUGAAACAGAAUUUGUAACACCAGCCAAUAAUGUUGAAAUUGUAUCUCAACAGCGGACAUUAAUCCAUGAAAAUAUGGAAAGUCUACGUGUUUUGAAGAAGAAGCAGCUUGAAGGACAGACCGUAGAAGUCCACUCUCUUAGGUAAACACUACAUUAUUAG
This is a messenger RNA of Nerophis ophidion (straightnose pipefish), 3457 nucleotides long. RefSeq names its product family with sequence similarity 217 member Ba (gene fam217ba). Bases 406 to 2022 code for a protein of 538 amino acids. NCBI's taxonomy places the organism in Eukaryota, Metazoa, Chordata, Actinopteri, Syngnathiformes, Syngnathidae. The transcript is spliced from 4 exons. The record is from RefSeq and is a predicted model, not a curated record.